AGUAUGACUGACUGCCUGGCACACCCUGCCUGUAUCUCUAUCUGUAUAGCCGGUAUAACCGCCUUUCGGUGUAACACACCAGCUUCCGUACAUGUAUGAUCAGUGAGUGAGUCUGUGCAGCACACCUAGAUUGUGUGAGUACGCCCCUGACUGUCUGUACAGGUAUGAUCAGUGUUGUCUGAGACUCUACAUUGUAAGUCAGCAUCCAGCCCAGCACUAUGAAGGCCGACCCUGCGAUGUUAGCCCUCGCGACUCUCGCGCUCAUCUCUGCGGCGACAAGCCUGGAAACCGCCGGCACAGACUCCACCGCCAGCACGGAGACAUGGGGCUCGAGUGGGACCGUUCCGCCGUUCCUGUCCUCCAUGACUCCGCCCGUCGACAGCACGGCGUACCCAACCUUCCCGGAGGGCUACCGGCCGUGGGACAGGCCGCUGCAAGACCAGCCUGUUGAUGUGAGCUGCAGCGUCUAUAUAGACAGCAUGGGGUCCUUCUCAGAGAAAACCAUGGACUUCUCGUUAAGUCUGAUCAUGGGUUGUGAGUGGAGCGACUUCCGUCUGGCGAACAUAUCCACCGAAAGCUGGUCCCCUCCCCCGGAAAUGCACAUCUGGAAGCCGAGUAUCGAGGUGGUGAUGAAGGAGGAGUCGGGAGAGUCGCACCCGGUCGUCAGCGUGUCUCCGGAGGGGAACGUCCUGCAGAUGAGAUGUUUGAGGAAAAAUCUGUCAACUUUUCAUAACAACAGGUUAAUCACUCCCGUAAUCACCGUAAUGAUAGAACAGGCUGUCAUGGAAACAGCGUCUCGCUCUAUAGAAAUCAGCGGUGGUCCGCAGCCAAUAAGCGUAAUUCUCAUGGAACGCUUUCAGCAGAACCAGGGAAUCACAGGGCGGAUACAACUGCGGGAAAUCAAUGCACAGUUUCCUAUAGUCAAACACAGAAGCUUCCCCCAAGCGGAAAUCCAUGGGGCGGAAAAGGGAAGGAUGUUUGGGUUCACAGAACACACCGAGCAGCAGGUGUACACCUUGAAGGUGACUUGCCUGAUGCAGCUGCAGGCCUACCCGCUGGACCGGCAGAAGUGCAGCGUUCUGUUCAACAUCCUUGGCGGCGUGCGGAUCCUGUGGGGAUGGUCCACUUACUGGUUUCCCGGGGCGACGCCGGUGGUGACGCGAACAUCCGGGCUCCACUCGCAGCUGCAGCUGGAGACGGUGGAGACGUUUGCCUACGUCAACUCGCUGGUGUUGCCAGAGGCGAUCUGCGUGUACGAGGGCGGCGCCUGCGACUACGGCGAGACGGAGAACUGCCUGCGGAAGCAGUGCACCAGCGUGGAGAGGAUCACCUCGCAGGAGUGCCGCACCUGCAACUACUUCAGCGGGGUCUGCCACAACGGCACGGUCCAGGACUGCAAGAGUCUGCACGCCGUGACGCAGGGUGACCAGGUCUUCACGACCGGCGAGCUGCGGUUCACGCUGACGCGGCGACUGUCGUACCACCUCCUGCAGACCUACAUCCCGUCCAUCAGCAUCGUGGCCAUGUCGUGGAUCUCCUUCUGGCUGAACAAGGACGCUGCUCCCGCCAGGACGGCGCUGGGCGUCACCACUGUCCUCACCAUGAUCACACAGAGCGGCCGCACGGAGGCCAUGCCGGAAGUGUCGUACGUGCGGGCCGUGGACGUCUGGCUGCUGGUGUGUCAGCUCUUCGUCUUCCUGGCGCUUAUCGAGUACGCCUCCGUCAACUACAUCUCAAGGACCAUCAGGGCCAAGAGUGAGACGCCUAGCGACCAUACAGAAAACUGCCAUUUCUUCAAGAUACAAGAAGACUCCCACAAUCAGAAUCACCUUGAGACUCCUGUGAAGGUCACAAAGAUGGACGGCAGGCAGAUAGCCGAGAAAGUGGACGAAAUCAGCAAACUGCUCUUCCCGCUGGCCUUCCUACUCUUCAACCUCCUCUACUGGUCAGUCUACUUCUUCGUGGUACGCUGAAGUGCGAAACCAUGCAGCGUCACCACCAGUUGUGCAGGACGUCAUCGAAACUAGGGCACAGAACCGUGAAGCGUCAUCAUUCCAGGGGAAAUAUGACGU
Branchiostoma belcheri (Belcher's lancelet) is the source of this 2072-nucleotide messenger RNA. RefSeq lists its product as uncharacterized. NCBI's taxonomy places the organism in Eukaryota, Metazoa, Chordata, Leptocardii, Amphioxiformes, Branchiostomatidae. Bases 219 to 1973 code for a protein of 584 amino acids. Gene Ontology annotation, cellular component: neuron projection; membrane; synapse. The record is from RefSeq and is a predicted model, not a curated record. Gene Ontology annotation, biological process: chloride transmembrane transport; chemical synaptic transmission; signal transduction. The transcript has 15 exons. Gene Ontology annotation, molecular function: chloride channel activity; extracellular ligand-gated monoatomic ion channel activity; transmembrane signaling receptor activity.